This is a messenger RNA of Uloborus diversus, 3335 nucleotides long. RefSeq lists its product as uncharacterized. The transcript is spliced from 6 exons. The record is from RefSeq and is a predicted model, not a curated record. Bases 131 to 643 code for a protein of 170 amino acids. Lineage: Eukaryota; Metazoa; Arthropoda; Arachnida; Araneae; Uloboridae.
GUAGUAGUUUUGUUAAAAUUCGUACCUCGUUUCGUAGCCUUCGUCUGUUGACUUAACGAAAUUUAUUCGUUUCAGGUUAAUUUUUGUAAAAUAUUUUAUCGAAGUUGGUAUUGUCGAGUGACAGUUACUAAUGGCAGUAUUAGACAAAUGUUGGACUCCCUUUUUUGUUUAUAGUUGGACUUCGGUGAAAAUCGGCUGUUACUAUGCAGCAAUGUACACUUCUGUGUUUCACAUACUAUUUAUUUGUUAUGCGUUAUAUGUGAUGGAUGGUGGUAACAGUGAUGAAUUUUACUCACCAUUUUUUGAACUUAACAGAUCAGGUGCCACUUAUGCCGGAUCUUUUACCAUAGUAUUCAGUUUUGUGUUUCUUUUGGCUGCAAUUAUGUUUGUUUAUGGAGUUAAAAGGGAAAACAGAUGCAUGUUUUUCCCAUGGUUUAUUGGAAUGUCAUUGGAAAUUUUGCUGAUGUUUGGCAUAAGUAUUUGGUUUCUUUUCCGCUAUUAUCACAACCCCUACUCAUUUCUGGCUUCCUUCACUCUUUGGUGCAUCGAUGGAUUACAUGUGUACUGCAUGUUGUGUGGCAUUUCUCACUAUCAAGUUCUGAAAGAAUUGCAAGAACCUCGCUUUAUUAUUUUACAUCCUUAAUCAAAAUCAUCAGUUUGUGCAAUUUCAUUAAUAAUAGCAGCCUGGUGACUAAGGUGGUAGAGGUAGUGAAUUGUGAAAAUCAUGGUGCAGUUUUUGAAAGGUUCUAUGUAUUGAUAUUUAUAACAUUGGAUGUUUCCAGUUUUUAAAUUUGAUAAAAACUAUAAUGUAAUUUUUUUUAAAGAUAGUUCUAUAAUGUUAGAUAUGUUCUUUAGAGUACUUAUAAAAAUAUGCCUGUGACUUUAUGUGCUAUUUAUUAAUCAAUGCUGAAAAAGUAUUUUUUAAAGUGUAUAAAGCUUGAUUAUUUAAUUUUAGAAUAUACAGAAAGAAAUGAAAUGAAAAUUCUAUAAAAUACAUCUUACUUACACAAGUUAAUUAGUUUUAAGUUAAUUGCAUCUGAAAAGAAAAAAAAGUAAAAUAUGUAAAAUGGCACAGCAGUAAAAGAGUAUUUUGAAGUUCCUAUUCCAAACACUUUUUUUAAUAACAUUUUUAUAGCCUCUGCAUUAAAUUCCAUAUUAUCUAUGUGGAUCUUCAAAACAAGUGUAGAAUUGCUUUUUCAUUAUAAAACAGGGUUUGCACGCUCCUUCAAAACUCCUCCAAUACUCCUUCAUUAAAAAAAAAAAUUUUGAAGGGCCCUUCAUACUCCUUCAUUUUGGUUUUAACUCCUUCAAACCUCCUUCUUUUUUAGUUCAAGACUACAUAACCUUCCUCUAUGACGGUAAUUUAAAUACUUCAAUCGACAACUUAACUUAGUCACAAGGGCGGUUGUUUAAGAGUGAUUUUAAUGUAGUAAUUUCGUAUAUUCAUUUUGUUUUUAUAAAGAUGUAAUAUAUAAAUUGAUCAGAGAAAUCAUAGAAGUUGAAUGUGAAAAUAUUAUUGGUUGACUAAGACAUUUCAUAAGUGAAGUAAAACAUGCUUAAAUGGUGCUUUGUUAUUUUUUCAAGUUUUAUGAUUAUUGUUUUUCCCUCUACCACCCUCUCAGCAGCAGAAGUCAAGUUAUCUAAUUAUUAUUUAAAUAUUUAAAAAUAUAUAAGUAGAUGUACUAUAUUAAAUGAUUGUGUCAAGUGAUGUCAUGCCUUGAGGGGGAGAUGGGUUCAUGAAAUUGACAAGGGAAAGAGAGAGGGUGACAAAGUAACAGUUAUUGUAACAAUAUUUUCAUUAAAAAUAUGACUUGUGACAGGAGGAGUUAGGUGAAGUAUGACACUUUGUGACAAAAGAGUAAGGUGGUCAAAUAUGUUUAAAAAAAAGUUCAACAUCAUUUAAUGGCAGCCCAUUAGUACUCCUUCAAAAUCUCAAUUAACUCCUUCAAAACUCCUUCAUUUUAUUUAUGACAUUAAAUACGAACCCUGUAAAAGAAAAACAUGAAUUGAUUUCAUUAUUCCCAAAAUUUAUUUUGCUUAGAAUUUUUUUUAAUGAUGAACUAAAAUUUAUGGACUUUUCUUUGGGUCUUUUGUUAAAAAAUUUUUAGAUUGUUCACUAUUACUUUACUCUUUGUGUGCCUAUUUACAACUUAUUCAAAAUAAAUGAAAUGAUAGGAUCCAUAUAAUAACCAGAUUUUUAUCUAGAGUAGCCUUUGUAUGCAGUGAUGUUGAUUAAUAUUGGUUUUUCAAAUUUUUUUAGCCGCUCCCAACUAAUUUUCUUGCAGUGCUUUUUUUUUAUUCUUGCACAGAAAUGAGCUAUGAAAAUAAACAUUUAGAAAAAAAAGAAACAGAACUAUGUAGCUAUGACCACCAAAGAUUACAAGCCACAAUUCACUCUUUAUGAGAAUUAGUACAAAUGCGUCUAUGUACAAAUUGUAUAAGAGUGAUCAGGAAGUGAGCCUUCCCCCUGUCCCCUCCCUCUUUAUCUUCAGCAUUAUGUUAGCUAUGGUCGAAUGUUUGUUAUACAAAAUUAUCUUGAAGUGUUAAGAGUCCUAAACAUUGGCAGAACUCCAUGCAUAUUCUAACACAGCUGAAUUUUACUAAGUGUAUGUGCAGAUGUUUUGCAGCAAAACAUCCCAGCAGAACUCUGAAAAACAUCUGCUUUUUACUUCUUUUUACAAAAAAGGAAGUAUUGUAUUCGUGAAAAAGUUUUUACUCAAAAAUCGGCCUUAAUUUCCAUUUUUCUCGCCCCUGAAUGAAUAUUGAUUUUUUUCAACCCGACCACACUUAGAUACAUGCCUAAGAACGUAUAGACACCCGAAGAAUCCAUUUUGAUGAUCCCCCAGUUAAUUACAUCGAGUUUUCGAUGUGCGUAUGUAUCUCGCAUAACUCAAAAACGGUAUGUCCUAGAAAGUUGAAAUUUGGUACAUAGACUCCUAGUGGGGUCUAGUUGUGCACUUUCCCUUUUGGUUGCAUUCGAAUGUUCCUAGGGGGGUCUUUUGCCCCUUUUUGGAGGGAAAUCAUUGUUAAUUUUGGAUGUAAACUCAAGUGGUGUUAUAAUGUGUGGUAUACUUGACGAUAUAUCGCCAGUCUUUUGAUCGCCAAGUUUUGUCACCAACUUGGCGACAAAUUUGCUGUUUUUUUUUUUUAAUUUGGUUUCAAUUUGGCCACUGUUGGUGAUAUUUAGAGAGUAAACUAUUGAAUCACAUUAAAAUUACCAAUAUUGGGAAAAUGACAUUAAAUUGGAGUAAAAGGAAGUCAUGUGGUGCACACAUCAGCUCGUUUCAGGGGCGUAGCUAAGGGGGGGUUUUGGGGACAAACCCCCCCCCCCCCCC